Molecule: messenger RNA, 1004 nt
Organism: Leptopilina heterotoma
Lineage: Eukaryota; Metazoa; Arthropoda; Insecta; Hymenoptera; Figitidae
Product: inositol monophosphatase 2-like
Exons: 6
Coding region: 87-932 (281 amino acids)
Biological process (GO): signal transduction; phosphatidylinositol phosphate biosynthetic process; inositol metabolic process
Molecular function (GO): inositol monophosphate 1-phosphatase activity
Source: RefSeq, a predicted model, not a curated record
GUCAGCGUCCAGUUCACGCACACUUGUCUUGUCCUUGUCAACAAACGAAGAAGAACAAGAAGAAGAAAAAUAAAACCAAACUUAAGAUGGCACAAGUGGAAAAUUUGGACGAGUGCUCGAAAAUUCUCGAAAAACUUGUUUUAAACGCGGGAGAGGUAAUAUUCCAGGCGAUUGAUAAAGAAAAGAAUGCAGAGAGUAAAGGAAUCGAUUGGGAUUUAGUGACCGAAUAUGAUCGACUAGUGGAAGAAACAUUAGUUCAACAAUUAUUGACACAAUUCCCUCAUCACAAGUUCAUUGGCGAGGAAACAGUGGCCAAGGAAGGACAUUUGCCAGAAUUAACAGACGAUCCAACAUGGAUAAUUGAUCCAAUUGAUGGAACGACAAAUUUUGUUCAUCGUUUUCCGCACACCUGCAUUUCGAUAGCCUUACUCAUUAAAAAAAGAAUUGAAAUCGGCGUCGUUUAUAAUCCAAUUAUUAAACAGUAUUUCUCAGCGAGAAGGGGAAAAGGCGCUUUUCUCAAUGGAAAACAAAUCAGAACAUCUUCCGUGAAAGAAUUAUCACAAGCGUUGGUGGCAAUGGAACCCUGGAUAGCAAAGGACAAGGAGUUCUUAGUCAGUAUUUACCGAAGAAUGCAUUCACUGAUUCAAGGAACCCAUGGAAUAAGAACAUUGGGAACCGCAGCCUUGACGUUAUGUUACGUAGCAAUGGGAGCAGUGGAAGCCUAUCAUGUGGAAAGUAUAGAAGCCUGGGAUGUUGCAGCGGGAAAAUUAAUUAUCGAAGAAGCUGGAGGAAUUAUUCUCGACACGUCAGGAAAAGAAUUGGAUCUUAUGGUCCCUCGAGUAAUUGCAGCGUGUAAUCAACAAAUUGCUAAUCAACUCGUAACUCUUUUUGAAGAAGCUGAUUUACACGAGACAAACAAGUAUCUUUCAUAAAUUUUCUUUUCAAUGCAUUCUUGUAUCAUAUUUUUGUAAAUAUAAAAUAAAUGUAAUUUUCUUAUUAUAAUA